UGUGGAUGAAGCUGAUAUUUUUAUUUUACUUUCAUCCAGGUCUUUGUCCCCUCGAUUAAAGCUGAUAUUACUUUUCAUGAAUAUCAUCUCAUCUUAGGUAUUCAUAUAUAAAUCUAUCAAAUUCAUACAACUAUCUACAAGAAAGUGCGUCUUUCCUGGCGCAUUUUUUACAAGCGGCCAUCUAUAAUUGCCGGUGAUAAUGAGAAUCACCGGCAGCCAUCCAAAAAUGCCCCUGAUUUUGGUAUGUGGCUGCCGGUAAAUGUUAGUUAUUACAAUUUUUUUAAAAAAAAAGCGUCAAAAGGGUUUUUCAUUUCCCUCUAUCUGCUCCUCUUUUCUCGCUCCUCUCAUCUCGUGAGCUUCUCCCAUCUUGGAUUUGGAACUUUCAAUCUCCCAUCUUACCUCCAAAUCUCAUUCUCUCUUUUAUUUCUCUUCCUUUCUUCUCAUUCUCAGGUUCUUCGAUCAGAUCUAGAGCUACAGAUCAAGUAGGCCCGGCAACUUGCAGACGUGGUCAUCAACGGUGAGCAAUUAAGGACCCUAAUCAACGGCCAGUGGUUAAAGUCCAAGAAAAUUGAUGGCCAGCAUCUGAUCCGAAGAUCAUUCCAACGGAUCGAGGAUUACGCUUGUAGAUUGAGGCCUCCUAGCUCGUUCUCUUCGAAGCAGUCCUUUCAUUGAUCUCUCUCCAACAGUGCUAAAGAGAAUAGAAGAAAUCAGAGGAGGCACUCGAAGGUACUCUCUCUUUCUCUCUAUUUUCCUCUUUUGAUGGCCAAAAAUUGGGCGGCAGCCAUGUCCGCCACUAUCCAUGGCCCCCUACAUGUUUGAAGAAAUGCUUCAACCAAUAUUCUCGAUUAUGUCACAUACUCUUUCAGAAUAUGGAUUAAUUCCACAGAUCUCCAACACAUGUUGGCAUCUACCUAGAUUCUAGCACGUCCCACACCUUCACAUCAAGGGCCUUCAUUGAAUCACAGCCCUUUUUGAGUUAGGUGGCCAACACCUGCAUACAUUUUUUUUAAAGGAACAGAAGUAGUGUUUGCCUUAGUUUUAUGACUGGGACGAGUCUGAACUAGACUUGUCCGAGUUGACUCAGAUUAGGUAGUACCCUCUGGUUCAACACCAUGAGUCAUCCUGUGGUAACACUCGACUCGGAUGAAUCUAGACCCAACUCAGGGCUGAAUGAGUCCAUCUGAGUCGUUGAGUCUUUUUAUCCUCGUGUUUGAGGAUACUGGUUUUUACAACUAUGAGAGGUGGGUCCAUAGUUACAGACACCCAUUACUAUGUUGCCUCUUACUAUGGAUGAUACUCUCCCAAAAUCUCCCCAAUAGGACCACUGUAACCUUCUGAUUGUGACCUACACAUAGACAGUUAAUGAGUGGAAUACAGCACCAGUCCACAUUGAACUUAAAAAAGAAAAAGAAAAAAAAGAGAGUCAUAUGAUUAACACUCUAGAACUUCCCAUCUUAAAGUGUUAUAGGUGAUCAUUUUUUUCUAGAAGAGCCAUUGAAAGAAGUCAAUGCCACCACCAUGAAGUUAGUUGCACACAUUUCGCCAACCCCAAAAUGGGCAGGCCUUAAAAUUCAUAGAUUUUCUAUGCAGAUUCACUCCUCAAAAUACAACUCAUGAACAUACAGAAUUGUCUGGGUGGGCAGCAUCCACCACAGUGAUAAUAGUUGUCAUGUCCCUUGAUUGGAUUGUGGUUGCAUUCAUGCACUAACAUCAUAGUUGCAUUCUGUAAUGUAGUAGUUAUUUGCUUCCACAAUACACACACACACACACACACACACACACACACACACAUAGAGGUUUUGGUUCUUGGGCAUUUGUAUACGACAUGUUGGGCUAGGCUCAAUAUAAAUGGAUUGAAAUAAGCUUAUCUUCAGCUUGUCCAACAAGGUGUUGGAUGGUCCGUGGUUGUGGAUUAAUUUUCUGGUGUAGAUUGUGUGGGACUGUCAACCAUUCCUCAUUGUGAUUGGUACUGUUCAUAUUGCAAUUCAUAGUGUUUGGGUAACAUAGGCUGUGGCAAUUCGUGUGUGGUUUUUGUAUUCUUCGCUUACCAUUUUUGGUUCUGAUCCUAAAUUCAGCAAUGAUCUGCUUCUCAGUUACUCUUUCCUUUUGAUUUUAGUAUAUGUUUACAUUUGUCCAAUGUUUUGCAUUCAGAUGCCAUGAUCAAGUAUUCUUUCUAUUCACUUCAUGCUCAACUUUUGUUGACUUUUCCAUGUACUCAUCCUGUGAGCUAUGCAUGUAUGUUGAAUUUGGAUUGUGAGUCAUUUCUUUUUUAAGAUGCACAUUUCUUUUUGUACAGAUGUUUCACACGUGAAAAUGUAAGUGCUGAGAUGAAGUUACAAUGCUUCUCUCUCACUAUUCUGGACAGCUUAGGUGGAAUGGGUAAGAUAGGAAUGCAGCAAAUGGGUUUGCAAGCACGCCUUACGAGCCAAGCAGUGCAUAAGAUGUCAGGCAAUGCCUCAAAAGCUGGUUUUACUCUCAUUUUCUUGAAUCAAAUUAGAUAUAAGGUGAUGAUAAAAAAUCUGGAGCAGGUGGUGACGAUGGUUUUGAACCAAUUCUCAGAUCCCCACCCUCGUGUGCGCUGGGCCGCUAUUAAUGCGAAUGGGCAAUUGUCUACAGAUUUGGGGCUAGACCUUCAAGUUCAGUAUCAUCAAUGGGUGCUGCAUGCAUUAGCCUCAAUAUGCAGCGAGGAAUACAAUAGGCCCACGUGCAUGUUGUUAGGUGUUCAAGCAGAGUUAUCAGUGAUUGUUUUAGACAUGACUAUGAUUUUGGGCAUUGCACAUGGGCUCCUUCUUUUUGGACUGGAUCUGUUCAUAUGUGUCUUUUUGUCUCCAAUUGAUGCUGUGCUAUUUCCACUAUUUAUCACCCUCUUGAUGAGAUUGACUCUUCUAUCUAGCACUGAUGCCAAUUAG
This is a messenger RNA of Magnolia sinica, 2909 nucleotides long. RefSeq lists its product as uncharacterized. Gene Ontology annotation, cellular component: membrane. Gene Ontology annotation, biological process: metal ion transport. The record is from RefSeq and is a predicted model, not a curated record. Lineage: Eukaryota; Viridiplantae; Streptophyta; Magnoliopsida; Magnoliales; Magnoliaceae. Bases 2328 to 2909 code for a protein of 193 amino acids. The transcript has 5 exons. Gene Ontology annotation, molecular function: manganese ion transmembrane transporter activity; cadmium ion transmembrane transporter activity.